AGAACAAUCAUCAGGACAUCGAACCCGGAAUCCUCGAUAUAAUCUUGCAAAUGACAAUGUCCGAAUUCGAUAAGCUUGCAGAGAAUUAUAGCCGCUGUUAUGGCAAAAAUCAAUUGAGAUUCGGGUCGAAGCCAGUAUUGGUUGUGAUCGACUGCGUGAAAGCGUAUCACGAUCCUACCUCGCCCCUUUACGCACCCAAAAGAUUCGACGAAGCACUGAAAUCCAUUCUACGCUUGAUAGAGAAAUGCAGAGCAGUUGGAAUCCCCGUCGUUUACACCUCUGUGAUCUAUGAAACGCCCCAAUCAGGAGGGAAAUGGUAUACCGAGAAACUUCCCAAUGUUCUUUGCUGCUACGAUGCGGGAAAUCCGUUCAGAGAUUUUGCCGAGGGAGUAAUGCCGAGAAAGGACGAGGUUGUGGUGUUGAAGCAGUACUCGAGUAGCUUUUUUGGGACGACCUUGAGUAGCUUGCUGGCGAGUUGGGGGUGUGAUUGUACGAUUUUGUGUGGAUACUCAACUUCUGGAUGCGUGAGAGCAACGGCACUUGAUUCGAUGCAGUAUGGUUACAGCCCGUUUGUAGUUAAGGACGCGUGUGGGGAUCGACAUGCGUCUGUCAAUGACAGUAACCUGUUCGACAUGCAGGCAAAGUUUGCCGAGGUGCUUGCAGAACAGGAAAUGAUGAAACUGAUCGACGGAAUUAAGAAGCAGUAAACUUCUCAAAGCUGGAAAGCACAGGCGAUUUAUGAUAGGCUAUUUGUACACUAGGAACUCUAGCCUUGACGGGAUCAGACUCCAAGCUCCAGUUUCUUGGCAACAAGCUUUUUGUAGAAAUCAUGAUCAUAGCCGACGCAUUGCAGGUAUUCGUAGAAAAAUCUCAUCGAUGGGGCAGUAUCAGUAUCGGCCUUGACUUAUUAGCGUAGCACGUCAAAUUAAACGCAAUAAUUAU
This is a messenger RNA of Hyaloscypha bicolor E, 942 nucleotides long. RefSeq names its product hydrolase. The coding region runs from base 57 to 707 and encodes 216 amino acids. NCBI's taxonomy places the organism in Eukaryota, Fungi, Ascomycota, Leotiomycetes, Helotiales, Hyaloscyphaceae. The record is from RefSeq and is a predicted model, not a curated record. The transcript has 4 exons.